Molecule: messenger RNA, 6521 nt
Organism: Sardina pilchardus (European sardine)
Lineage: Eukaryota; Metazoa; Chordata; Actinopteri; Clupeiformes; Clupeidae
Product: transcription activator BRG1
Exons: 35
Coding region: 181-5163 (1660 amino acids)
Biological process (GO): positive regulation of transcription by RNA polymerase II
Cellular component (GO): nucleus
Molecular function (GO): DNA binding; ATP binding; transcription factor binding
Source: RefSeq, a predicted model, not a curated record
UUCCAUAGACUGAUGCAGGCUUGAGCGAAGAAAGAAACCUGAGUAGGCUAGCCUUUACUGCCUGCCUCAAGGCUGCAGAACAGUUAAUGUGUCCAUAAAAAUGGCUGCUGCAUUUAUUCAACAAAAUUAAGAUACUGAGCAGCAUACAUCGCCACGACUUGGCUUAUUGCUGGGAAAGGGAUGUCCACUCCAGAUCCUCCAGAGGGAGGAACGCCCAGGCCGGGCCCUUCUCCGGGUCCAGGGCAGUCCCCCGGCUCCACCCACAGCAUGAUGGGCCGCAGCCCGGGACCGCCCACCUCCUCGGCCCACACCAUCCCACCCUCGGGCCCGCCGGGCUUCACCCAGGAGAACAUGCACCAGCUCCACAAACCUGGGGAGGGUCCGCUGGAGAAGAACAUGGCUGAGGAUCCUCGCUUCGGCCAGAUGAAGGGGAUGUCCAUGAGGCCUGGAGCCCAUGGGGGUAUGGGGCCUCCUCCAAGCCCCAUGGACCAACACUCCCAAGGUUAUCCGUCUCACAUGAGUGGCUCAGAGCACGGCUCUAGUCCGGUAUCCGGCAGCGGUCCUCCUUCAGGUCCUCUCCUGCCCUCCUCGUCCUCUUCCUCCUCUUCCUCCUCCGGGGCCGGUUCCGCCGCCAUGGAAACGCCCGAGUCCCAGAUGCCCAUGAGCCAGCCGGGCCGCUCCGUGGUGUCCAUGGCCGGCCCCAGCGGCGUCGGCGGGGGACCGGACGGCCCGUGCGGACCCACCCCCUUCAACCAGAACCAGCUGCAUCAGCUGCGGGCCCAGAUCAUGGCCUACAAGAUCCUGGCCCGCGGGCAGCCCCUGCCCGACCACCUGCAGAUGGCGGUGCAGGGCAAGCAGCCCAUGCCUGGCAUGCAGCAGCAGACCAUGCCCAGCAUCCCGCCCUGCGCCGGGGCGCCCACAGGCCCGGGGUCCAUGGGCACGGGGUUCAGCAGAGCUCACGGGAUGGUUGGGCCCAACAUGCCCCCGCCGGGUCCCUCUGGGGUUGCUAACAUGCAGGGCCAGCCCCCCAGCGGACCCCCAAAAAACUGGCCCGAGGGUCCCAUGGUUAAUGCUGCCACGCCCUCCAACGCCUCCCAGAAGCUGAUCCCCCCGCAGCCCACGGGCAGACCCUCCCCCACGCCCCCCUCCGUGCCCUCGGCCGCCUCCCCCGUCAUGCCCCCCCAGACCCAGAUGCCCGGGCAGCCGUCCCAGCCCACGCCCAUGCAGGUGUCCAUGCACCAGAAGCAGAUCCGCAUCACGCCCAUACAGAAGCCCUGCGGCCUGGACCCAGUGGACAUCCUGCAGGAGAGAGAGUACAGACUGGAGGCUCGCAUCACACAUCGGAUCCAGGAGCUGGAGAACCUCCCCGGUUCCCUGGCUGGGGACCUGCGCACCAAAGCCACCAUAGAGCUCAAAGCUCUGCGCCUCCUCAAUUUCCAGAGACAGCUGAGGCAGGAGGUGGUGGUGUGCAUGCGGCGUGACACGGCCCUGGAGACGGCGCUGGACGCGCGGGCCUAUAAGCGCAGCAAGAAGCAGUCCCUGCGCGAGGCCCGCAUCACCGAGAAGCUGGAGAAGCAGCAGAAGAUCGAGAGGGAGCGCAAACGCCGCCAGAAACACCAGGAGUAUCUGAACAGUAUCCUGCAGCAUGCCAAGGACUUUAAGGAGUACCACCGCUCCAUCACGGGCAAGAUCCAGAAGCUGACCAAGGCCGUGGCCACCUACCACGCCAACACGGAGCGCGAGCAGAAGAAGGAGAACGAGCGCAUCGAGAAGGAGAGAAUGAGGAGACUGAUGGCUGAGGAUGAGGAGGGCUACCGUAAGCUCAUCGACCAGAAGAAGGACAAGCGGCUGGCCUACCUGCUGCAGCAAACAGACGAAUACGUGGCCAACCUCACCGAGUUGGUCCGUGCCCACAAAGCCGUGCAGGCCCUCAAGGGCAAGAAGAAGAAGAAGAAGAAGAAGAAGACGAAGGUGGAGAACGCUGAGGGGCAGCCAGGAGUGGGGCCUGAUGGAGAGGUUCCCUGUCCCUCUGUCCCCGGUUCCCUGCAGCCACUGGAUGAGACCAGCCAGAUGAGCGACCUGCCGGUGAAGGUGAUCCACGUGGACAGCGGGAAUAUCCUGACUGGCGGGGAGGCCCCCAAGGCUGGGCAGCUGGAGACCUGGCUGGAGAUGAACCCAGGCUAUGAAGUGGCACCCAGGUCAGACAGUGAGGACUCUGGCUCUGAUGGAGAGGAGGAGGAAGACGACGAGCAGCCUCAGUCCUCCCAGGCUACUGCGGACGACAAGAAGAAGAUCACUGACCCCGACUGCGAAGACGUGUCUGAGGUGGACGUCCAAAACAUCAUCGAGGAGGCUAAGCAGGAUGUGGAUGAUGAGUAUGGCAGUGCAGCCUUUGCGCGCGGCCUGCAGUCCUACUAUGCCGUGGCCCACGCCGUCACAGAGAAGGUGGACAAGCAGUCCUCUCUGCUGGUCAACGGGCAGCUCAAGCACUACCAGAUCCAGGGUCUGGAGUGGCUGGUGUCUCUGUACAACAACAACCUGAACGGCAUCCUGGCUGACGAGAUGGGCCUGGGCAAGACCAUCCAGACCAUCGCCCUCAUCACCUACCUCAUGGAGUGCAAGCGCCUCAACGGCCCCUUCCUCAUCAUAGUGCCCCUCUCGACGCUCUCCAACUGGGUGUAUGAAUUUGACAAGUGGGCUCCAUCUGUGGUGAAGGUCUCUUACAAGGGGUCUCGUACUGCACGGAGAGCAUUUGUCCCUCAGCUGCGCAGUGGCAAGUUUAAUGUGCUGUUAACCACCUAUGAGUACAUUAUCAAAGACAAGCAAGUUCUGGCCAAGAUCCGCUGGAAGUACAUGAUCGUGGACGAGGGCCACCGCAUGAAGAACCACCACUGCAAGCUGACGCAGGUGCUCAACACGCACUACCUGGCCCCGCGCCGAGUCCUCCUGACGGGCACGCCGCUGCAGAACAAGCUGCCCGAGCUCUGGGCGCUGCUCAACUUCCUGCUGCCCACCAUCUUCAAGAGCUGCAGCACCUUCGAGCAGUGGUUCAACGCGCCCUUCGCCAUGACCGGAGAGAAGGUGGACCUGAACGAGGAGGAGACCAUUCUCAUCAUCCGGCGUCUGCACAAGGUGCUCCGCCCCUUCCUGCUGAGAAGGCUGAAGAAGGAAGUGGAAGCUCAGCUUCCUGAGAAGGUGGAGUAUGUGGUCAAGUGUGACAUGUCCGCCCUGCAGAGGGUGCUGUACCGACACAUGCAGGCCAAAGGAGUCCUGCUGACCGACGGCUCUGAGAAAGACAAGAAGGGCAGAGGAGGCACCAAGGCUCUGAUGAACACCAUUGUGCAGCUGAGGAAGAUCUGCAACCACCCCUACAUGUUCCAGCAGAUCGAGGAAUCCUUCUCUGAGCAUCUGGGCUUCUCUGGUGGCUUUGUUCAAGGCCCCGACCUGUAUCGCGCUUCGGGGAAGUUUGAGCUGCUGGACCGCAUCCUGCCCAAGCUGCGGGUCACCAACCACAAGGUGCUGCUCUUCUGCCAGAUGACCUCCCUCAUGAACAUCAUGGAGGACUACUUUGCCUAUCGCAAUUUCAAGUAUCUGCGUCUGGAUGGCACCACUAAGGCGGAGGAUCGCGGCAUGCUGCUGAAGACCUUUAACGACCCCGCCUCCGACUACUUUGUCUUCCUGCUCAGCACCAGGGCCGGGGGCCUGGGCCUCAACCUGCAGUCGGCCGACACUGUGGUCAUCUUCGACAGCGACUGGAACCCACACCAGGACCUGCAGGCCCAGGACCGCGCCCACCGCAUCGGGCAGCAGAACGAGGUGCGCGUGCUGCGCCUCUGCACGGUCAACAGCGUGGAGGAGAAGAUCCUGGCCGCCGCCAAGUACAAGCUCAACGUGGACCAGAAGGUCAUCGAGGCCGGCAUGUUCGACCAGAAGUCGUCCAGCCACGAGCGCCGCGCCUUCCUGCAGGCCAUCCUGGAGCACGAGGAGCAGGACGAGUUCUUCUAUCAUACCCAGAAUAUAGGCAGGGCAAGGCAAGGCAAGGAGGAAGACGAAGUCCCUGAUGAUGAGACCCUCAACCAGAUGAUCGCCAGGAGUGAAGACGAGUUUGACCAUUUCAUGAGGAUGGAUCUGGACCGGCGGCGGGAGGAGGCGCGGAACCCCAAGCGCAAGCCGCGCCUGAUGGAGGAGGACGAGCUGCCCGGCUGGAUCCUGAAGGACGACGCCGAGGUGGAGCGCCUCACCAACGAGGAGGAGGAGGAGAAGAUGUUCGGCCGCGGCUCACGCCAGCGCAGGGAGGUGGACUACAGUGACACGCUCUCCGAGAAGCAGUGGCUGAAGGCCAUAGAGGGCGACACGCUGGACGAGGCCGAGGAGGAGGUGCGGCACAAGAAGGCCACCCGCAAGAGGCGACGGGAGCGCGACCUGGACACGCCGGGCCCGUCCACGUCGGGGGGCGGACGAGGCGGCGGGAGGGAGCGGGGCAGGGACAGGGAGCGGGAGAGGGAGCGGGAGCGGGACAGGGACGACGAGGGCAAGAGGCAGAGGAGACGAGGGAGGCCCCCCUCCGAGAAGAUCUCGCCCAACCCCCCCACCCUCACCAAGAAGAUGAAGAAGAUCGUGGAGGCCAUCAUCAAGUACAAAGACAGCAGUAAUGGCCGUCAGCUGAGCGAGGCGUUUAUCCAGCUGCCCUCCCGGAAGGAGCUGCCUGAGUACUACGAGCUCAUCCAGAAGCCCAUGGACUUCAGAAAGAUCAAGGAGAGGAUCCGCAGUCACAGGUACCGCAGCCUCAACGACCUGGAGAGAGACGUGAUGCUGCUGUGUGAGAACGCCCAGACCUACAAUCUGGAGGGCUCUCUGAUAUACGAAGACUCCAUAGUCCUGCAGUCUGUGUUCACCAGCCUGCGGCAGAAGAUCGAGAAGGAGGAGGAGCGGGAGGGGGAGGAGAGCGAGGAGGAGGUGGAGGCCGAGGAAGGCUCCGAGUCGGAGGUGCGCUCGGUGAAGGUGAAGAUCAAGCUGGGCCGUAAGGAGAAGGAGAAGCCUGCAGAGAGAGAGAAGAGUCGCAGGCGGGGCGGCCGCACCCGGGCCAAACCCGUAGUGAGUGACGACGACACUGAGGAGGAGCAGGAGGAGGAGCCCUCUGCUGCUGCCAGUGAAGAGGACUGAGAUGCCACAGCAGUUCUCCCCAGAGACAGACAGACAAGACAGACAGACAGACAGACAGACAGACAAGACAGGACAAGACAGGAGAGACAGACAGGAGGACAGAGGUAGUGGCACGUGGCACCGUCAAACCCAGACUAAAUCAUCAGCUGUGUUCGUUUUCUUUUCUGUGUCACUCGCAGAGUGAGACUCAAGCAGAGGAUUCUGAUGGGAAAGGGAAAGGGACAUCACACACACACAGACACACACACACACCCACGAAAGAUAGAGAUGUGUGGUCCAAUGGUCACCUCGUGCAGGUUUCUCUUCGAGAGAACAGGUGGGAACUGGAUGUUGGUAGUUGUUGAGGUGAGGUGAGGUGCUAAGGGUCUGUCCCAGACACUGUGGAAACUAAGGGAAUAGAUGGUGUACAGAGAAUGGGACGGCUCAGGCCACGUGAGCCUGUCAUAGUGUGCAUAUAUCAUUUAGCUGCUCUCUAGCACUUCAAGUGUAGCUUUAACUUUAACACCUCAUCCUGCGCUCAGAGACCAUUAAAAAAAACGAAAAAACUAAACGGAGACUGUUUAAACCACCAAAUGUCAGCGAUUUCUGCAGCUCUACUGCCUCCAAUUGAAAACGGACUGAUUCUUGUCCUUUUCUCUCAUUAAACAAGUCAAGCACAUUACGGCAAGCUGCUGAGGAUCUGAGAAUGUAAAAAUACAAACGUGCUGACGUUUCGCCUUUGCUUCGAUGCUAAGUGACGUUGGGGCGAAUUGAGGUGGUGCUCUCAAGGCAUCCGAGCGACCUCCGAUCGAUUCAGAGCAUCCAUAUUGGUUUUUAAGACUGUCAAUAUUGGGUUUUCUCCCGAGUGGCGUUUCGGAUAGAGAGAGAGAGAGAGAGCAGCUCUUCCACAUUACACGUUUCCCACCCAAAUCCCCUGCUGGAGACUCCUCCUCGAGUGGUAACCAAGCCAAACUGUAACUCAAGUGACUGUUGUGUUUUUAGUUAGACAAAAGAGGCGCACGGAUGUAGAUGUUUGUACAGAAACCCUAGUGUAGACAUAGGAGCACUCCCCAGUGAGGUGGUACCGCAUCGCCCUUUUUCAACCCUCCGCUUACCCUCAGUGCACCCCAGAAUCAGCUCAGUAGCUUUGUGUGAUGUCCCCUUUGUUUCCGCGGCAUGUGUGUAUGCGUGUGUGUGUGUGUGUGUGUGUGUGUGUGGGUGUGUGUGUGGGUGGGUGGGUAUGUGUGUCUAUGUUUUUAUUAGAGAUGCUUAGAUGCUAGCAACCCCCCAGGGGUCAUUUCUUAAGAUCAUUUAUAUCCUGUGUUGUAACCAAUGUCACAAGAAGUUUAAGACCUGCAAUAAAACGUAAUGACAGUGUU